AUGAGCGAACAGUUUCGUCGUCAACACGUUGGGGAGAAUUUCCACGAUGAAGGACUGCAGACUCUCAUUACUCAGGACGCGAAAGAAGCAGCAAAGGCGGCUCACAGGUUUACAUUACCAUCAACAACGACGAGACGACUCUUGCGCACGACCCCGUACCGAGUAUCUUUUGCGGAGGACUGCGAUUAUCUCGUACACUACUGCCUUCGGGCUUACCAGUAUGUUCAAUCAUUAUUAGAACUGGAAUUUUAUGCGCCAGAACUUUGUAUUAUACUUACUAUACGUUUAAAAACUACUGCCUCAUGGAUUUUGUUAACUGCAUGGAGAGAUAUGAAGGCGGGAGUCCAACCUAUAACAAAGGAAGUAGAGAGUCAAAAGAAACUGCUCUAA
Molecule: messenger RNA, 390 nt
Organism: Leptosia nina
Lineage: Eukaryota; Metazoa; Arthropoda; Insecta; Lepidoptera; Pieridae
Source: the annotation of a GenBank genome assembly